Messenger RNA from Penicillium pulvis, 894 nucleotides. RefSeq names its product putative esterase/lipase. The record is from RefSeq and is a predicted model, not a curated record. The coding region runs from base 1 to 894 and encodes 297 amino acids. The transcript has a single exon. NCBI's taxonomy places the organism in Eukaryota, Fungi, Ascomycota, Eurotiomycetes, Eurotiales, Aspergillaceae. Gene Ontology annotation, molecular function: hydrolase activity.
AUGUCUAUCCAAUAUUGUAUCGACAAAUGCUUGGUGGUCAUUUUACGGAUUUUCAUUGCCGUUACGUCUUAUUUCGCGCAUGGCGGUAUUAAAUCAUACCCAGAUGAAGUACGCCAGAUUCCAUCUCGCGACACUAGACGAACCAUCAAGGUUCAUGUGUAUACAUCAUCUGCCUCAAGCCCAUCACCAGUCCUGAUCAACUUCCAUGGCAGUGGGUUUGUCCUCCCCCACCACGGCUCCGAUGAUGCAUUCUGUCGCCAAAUCAGUCAACAAACCAAGUGCACGGUCCUGGAUGUUCGCUAUCGCUUAGGACCGGAGUAUCCUUUCCCUGCCGCAUUGAACGAUGUGGAAGACACCAUCAACUACGUCCUGGGCCGCCCGCAUGAAUUCGACCGCUCGCGUCUGUCCCUCUCGGGAUUCAGCGCAGGUGCCAACCUCGUCCUUGCGGCAUCGUCCAAUCUCUUUGCGCCAGAUACUUUCCGCUCCCUGGUCGCCUUCUAUCCGGUGACUGAUCUGAGUGUCGAACCAGGUACUAAGGUCGCUCCUAACCCCAAGGAAACGGCAGAGAUCCCGGCGUCUUUGGCCCGUCUCUUCAACCGCUGUUAUGUCGCCAGCAUGGAUCCGCGGGAUCCGCGCAUUUCCCCCACUUUCGCGCAGAUAGACCGCCUUCCGCGCCGUCUUCUCAUGAUCACCGCUGAUGCUGACAAUCUCGCGCACGAGGCCGAGGAAGUUGCUGCGCGACUUUCAAAGUUGGAGGGCAGGCAUGUGGUCACCCAACGCAUGGUGGGCUGUUCGCAUGGGUGGGACAAGUCCACGCGGCCGAACUCUCCGCCGCACCUACUCGAAGCCAAGAAACGGGCUUACCAGUUAGCGGUGGAGAUGCUUAACGGAUAG